Messenger RNA from Gracilinanus agilis (Agile Gracile Mouse Opossum), 999 nucleotides. RefSeq names its product L-lactate dehydrogenase A chain-like. The record is from RefSeq and is a predicted model, not a curated record. Gene Ontology annotation, cellular component: cytoplasm. The transcript is spliced from 7 exons. NCBI's taxonomy places the organism in Eukaryota, Metazoa, Chordata, Mammalia, Didelphimorphia, Didelphidae. Gene Ontology annotation, molecular function: L-lactate dehydrogenase (NAD+) activity. The coding region runs from base 1 to 999 and encodes 332 amino acids. Gene Ontology annotation, biological process: carboxylic acid metabolic process.
AUGUCAGCAGUCAAAGAUAUGCUCAUUGAGAAUCUUCUUCAAGAAGAGUCUACUGCUCAAAACAAGAUCACCAUUAUUGGGUGUGGUGCAGUUGGCAUGGCAUGUGCCAUCAGUAUCUUAAUCAAGGGCUUAACUGAUGAACUCGCUCUUAUUGAUGUCAUGGAAGACAAACUGAAAGGAGAAAUGAUGGAUCUCCAACAUGGCAGCCUUUUCCUUAGUACUCCAAAGAUUAUCUCUAGCAAAGACUCCAAAGUAUCAGCCAACUCCCAGAUAGUAGUUAUCACUGCAGGUGCACGCCAACAGGAGGGAGAAAGUCGCCUGAACUUGGUCCAGCGUAAUGUGAACAUCCUGAAAGCAAUUAUUCCUGAUGUCAUAAAGCACAGUCCUGACUGCAAACUGCUUGUUGUGUCUAAUCCAGUUGACAUUCUGACAUAUGUUGCCUGGAAGCUGAGUGGCUUACCCAAACACCGUAUUAUUGGCAGUGGGACUAAUCUGGACUCUGCCCGUUUCCGUUACCUAAUUGGAAAUAAAUUGGAUGUGAAUCCAACAAGCUGUCAUGGUUGGAUCAUUGGGGAACACGGCGAUUCUAGUGUUGCUGUGUGGAGUGGAGUGAAUGUUGCUGGUAUUCCCCUGAAGAGUCUACAUCCCAGUUUAGGAACUGAUGACGACAAGGAUCAAUGGAAAGUUAUUCAUAAACAGGUGGUUGAAAGUGCUUAUGAGGUUAUCAAGCUGAAGGGUUAUACUUCAUGGGCUAUUGGCCUGUCUGUGGCCGACUUAGUAAGAACUAUGAUGAUGAAUCUUAGAAGAGUGCAUCCAGUUUCCACCAUGAUCAAGGGCCUUUAUGGAAUAACUGAAGAAGUCUUCCUUAGUGUCCCUUGUAUCUUGGGGCACAGCGGUGUCACAGAUCUAGUGAAGCUGACCCUGAAUCCUGAGGAGGAGGAACAUUUAAAGAAGAGUGCACAGACCCUCUGGAAUGUCCAAAAAGACCUGGCAUUCUAA